UGGUUGACUGACGGUUUCCUUGAGGUGUAACGCCACUGUCCUCUCUGAUGGGGCUUUAUUUUUUUCACUGUAUCCAUUGGUUCUUGAUUGGAAUAAGAAAAAAAAAUUGAACCCUUUUUUCCUUCGGCAUCUUCACCCGUCGCCGAGAUCUCGAUCUACCAUCUCCGCCGUCGGAACCAGAUUGAGAGGCUGAUGAUUUCAAGAUCUGUUUGAAUUCUCAGUCCAUUUUCGAUGUCAAUUCUCUCCGUCUAGGUUCCGAAAUGUUCUUCGAGACGAUCUUGCAAGUUUUCACCCAUAUUUUUCUAAAACGUAUAGUUAUUGUGAUACUCGGACAUGAAGUUUCUUAACGAUUCUUCUUUGAAGAAUCAUGGUACCCUUUGCAGUUCUUGUACAUGCCUGUAAAAGUGGGUCACCAAAAGUUCUGAGGACAUUGCUUGUACUUUGCGUGCCGAUCUCCCGUUCUCUUUCUUUUCGGGCUCUGCGUUAUGACAGUAUGCCAUAACAGCUACUUUCAAGAAUCUCCUCUCGAGUUUCUGACAAUGGAAGAAGACAGCGAGGCGGUUAUCAGGAGAUGGGAAGACUUGGACACCGACAUCUUAGUGAAGAUCUUCCAGAGAUUUAGCGUCUUUGAGUUGACUUCAGGCUUAGCACAUGUUUGUAGUGGAUGGCGAGUGGCUUGCUGCGAUCCCAUUCUGUGGAAAACACUCGAUCUAUCUUUUAUGAAAUCGCAUUUCAUCAAGAUCCCUUUGGAGCCGUAUGUAUAUGUGGAACGUCGCUCAGAUGAGACGCUGACUCGGGUCCUUAAACUGUCCAUGAACCUUAGCAGGGGAAGCACCACAACCUUGAUUUUUCAUUUCAACUUGUUUGUCAGCGACGAGCAACUUACUUACACAGCUGAAAGGAGCCCUUGCUUGAAACGACUAGUUCUCCCGGCAUGGAACAGGAUAAAGAAGACGGGGAUAUGCAAGUCGAUACGCAUCUGGAAAGAUCUAGAGUCUCUGACAAUGCCAAGCAUCGCAAACCCGCCAUAUCUAAUGGCGGAGAUCGCCAAGAACUGCAGGAACUUCACCGAGCUCAAGAUCAUGGGACCGUUCGAGCCAUUUUUCGCAAACACCCUCAUCUCCCUCCUCCCGGGCCUGCGAGUUCUGAGCCUCAGAUGCUCUUCCAUUAACUACGAUGCUCUCUUAGCCAUCCUCGACGGGCUGCCGAACCUGGAAGUGCUCAACAUAUCUCACUCCUAUGUCGUGGAGCCGGCGAGGGGACUGACGCAUCAGAGACGGGUGGUGAGGGAACUGGACUCGAGGAUAAUGGAGAAGGCCGCGAGGCUGAGGAAGUUCUUGACGUGUAUGGAGCUGGAGACGUGCGUGAUGUGCCAGAGGACGGAGAUGGACGAAGGGAUCGUGAGAUGGUACAAGUACGAGGAAGGCCAAUGGAAAGCCGACGAAGUGAGUUCACUCCAUCUCUGUUAGGGUUUUUUUUUUCCAGGAAAGAAAAUUGAUGAUGAUGAUGAUGAUGAUCUGUGUGAGAUAGGAUAUUGUGGCAUGAGGUUUCUGAAUCAGAUUCCGACAGGUACUCGUGUUCUGUAGUGAAACUCUUCUGAUGAUCUCAUGUAUGCUUUUUUGAUGUCUGAAUCAAUAACCUUUGACGAUUA
Molecule: messenger RNA, 1651 nt
Organism: Tarenaya hassleriana
Lineage: Eukaryota; Viridiplantae; Streptophyta; Magnoliopsida; Brassicales; Cleomaceae
Product: F-box/LRR-repeat protein At3g48880-like
Exons: 6
Coding region: 486-1469 (327 amino acids)
Molecular function (GO): protein binding
Source: RefSeq, a predicted model, not a curated record